AUGAUCCUCGAGGUACUGGUAUACGAUCCGGUAGGCCACGAAAAGGCUAUUUCCUCGCUGAAGUCGUCGAAAUUCGAUUAUUUCGUGAAGGUAUUCUCGUCGUUCCACGGACUUGUGAGCUAUCUUCUCGGUAGAAACAGUUACACUCUGAGAAAAUCUACCGGUUCUUUGGUCGAACUGGUACCCAACUCCGCCGAGAAUGACCUCUUUCAUAACAUUUGCAUCGUCUUGGAUUCAGACGCGCCUCACAGACCAGAGGACCUCUUCGAAGACAAAGAGGCCCUGCUCAGGUACAGAUUCCAGCACCUAAAUCUCUCGGUCAUACCCUUCAGCUUUGAGUCCUCCACUGACGAUCUGAAUGAAAUUCUGGAAAAGAAGUCUUUGCGCAAAGCCCAAUUACUCAAAGAUAGACUACCGCGAAUCCAGACAUGGGUUGGGCUGAUAGAGAAUGUUCCUCCUUGCAUCCUUACUAUGCCGAACGUGCUCGAAACGCUUGAUAAGAAGCCAGAUGGACUGAGUCUAGAUGCCAAAGUUGGCCUCGUUCAGCGACUAGCCAAUGCCUUUGAUUACCGGUCUUUGAUGGAGCUCAAACACCCGGAAGGCUACUACAGUGAGGUUGUUGGGCAAUGGGAGUUCCCUGCACACGAUCUCACUAUCGACGAGCUUUUGUACUGUGGUUUUGUCAUGCUGAAGCUCGGUCUACAGAACUGGGAUGCCCAGAAUGCUGAAAUGGGAAAGAGCGAGAUUCCUACUCUUUUCCGCAACGACAACACCCUGCUCAGCUUCCUGUUCCACGUUCGCGAUAAUUACCGUCUCGGAAAUCCAUUUCAUAACUUCCGUCAUGCGAUUGAUGUUCUGCAGGCGUCGUUCUACUUUGUAUCGAAACUGCAGGCCAUUUCUGCUAACGAUUCACUUAUCAACAACAGGCUGUCUAAGGAGUUGAUGAACCCAUGCGCAACUGCACUUCUGCUAGUGGCUUCUCUUGGACACGAUAUUGGCCAUCCCGGUAUCACGAACCCGUUCUUGACAGCACAUAAGACUCCCGUGGCUGCUUAUUUCAAGGACCAAUCCGUUCUGGAGAACUUCCAUCUCACUCAGUUUUGCUCGAUUCUUGAGCCUUAUGCCGUUACUGCACCCAAAUUCUACGGAUCUUUUUCGCAAGUGUUUAUUUCAGACUGCAUCCUUGCCACAGACAUGGCCAAACAUGACUUAUACACCAGCAAGAUCACGGACUUUAUGCCUAUGGAAGCUGUCGAUCGGAGCAAGUCAGGUGUGAAAACCGUCGCUACUAAUACUCUGGCUGCGCUGCUGAUCAAGUGUGCGGACAUCUCAAACGUGUGUCGACCAUUGCGAGUUUCUGUAAAAUGGGGAAUCUCAUUGAAUCAGGAAUUUUCUGAAGUGGCCGCCCUGGAACGUCUAAUGAAAGAUAGUACUAGUGCGAAAAACGUGGAAAAGGUGCCCUCUGUGCCCGUCAGCUCGCUUACACCCCAAUCUGCAAUGAAAUUGGUACCUUCACUAAGUGGAAGUCAGCUGUUCUUCAUUGAGAGGUUCGCAGAGAAGUUUUUCAAUGAAAUAAGUGACUCUUUGCCGGCAUUGGACUUUUUGAGUGAGGAACUAGAGAAGAAUAAGCUGUUUUGGAAGAAACCAGCUAAUACCACUUAA
Messenger RNA from Kuraishia capsulata CBS 1993, 1662 nucleotides. RefSeq lists its product as uncharacterized. The coding region runs from base 1 to 1662 and encodes 553 amino acids. Gene Ontology annotation, molecular function: 3',5'-cyclic-nucleotide phosphodiesterase activity. The transcript has a single exon. The record is from RefSeq and is a predicted model, not a curated record. NCBI's taxonomy places the organism in Eukaryota, Fungi, Ascomycota, Pichiomycetes, Pichiales, Pichiaceae. Gene Ontology annotation, biological process: signal transduction.